GUCUCCAUUCAUGACCUUUCACCCUUCAACUCAAGGCAUGAGGCUGGCGGGCUGUAGCAUUAGUUUGUUUACGAAAGUCUGAAAACAUUAGCUAGGAGUUGUGCUCGUUAAUACAGUUGUAAAGUCGCUUAACACAACAUCACCGGACGGCACUGUCAGCAGGACAUCGGCUUGAGCUGAAGCAAUGCCGUCUAGCGUCGGACCGAGCAGUCCAGCCGCUGCUCUUGCCGAAGCUUUGGAGAGCUCUAGCCGGCUGAUCGAUAGACAUCUUCAGGAGGAUCGCUGCUUCCCAGACCUGUCAGAACUCCUCAAUGUUCCUUCUCACAACAUGCCCUCCCUGUCUGGGGUAUCCGACAUGGACUACCCGCUCCAAGGACCGGGGCUUAUUAGCGUACCGAACCUCCCAGAGCUUAGUGCGGUACGCAGGGUGCCCCUUCCACCUGAGCUGGUGGAGCAAUUCAGCCAUAUGCAGUGCAACUGCAUGAUGGGAGUUUUCCCCGAGAUCUGCCGGGCAUGGCUCACCAUCGACAACGACAUCUUCAUGUGGAACUAUGAAGAUGGGGGUGAUGUGGCGUACUUUGAUGGACUGAGUGAAACCAUUCUCUCAGUAGGCCUGGUGAAACCCAAACCAGGUAUUUUCCAGCCACAUAUCCACUUCCUGUUGGUCUUGGCCACCCCGGUGGAUGUGGUGAUCCUGGGACUGAGCUUCCCCAAGGCUCAGGCAGGCCUGAACGACAGCAUGUCCGGUGGGAUGCAGCUGCUGCCCGACCCCCUGUACUCCAUCCCCACAGACAACACCUACCUGCUGGCCAUCACCUCCACCGACCUGGGCCGCAUCUUCCUGGCGGGCAAGGACGGCUGCCUGUACGAGGUGGCCUACCAGGCGGAGGCGGGCUGGUUCAGCCAGCGCUGCAGGAAGAUCAACCACUCCAAGAGCAGCCUGUCCUUCCUGGUCCCCUCCCUGCUCCAGUUCUCCUUCUCUGAGGACGAUCCCAUUGUGCAGAUCGCCAUCGACAACUCCCGCAACGUUCUGUUCACGCGGUCUGAGAAGGGAGUCCUGCAGGUGUACGACCUGGGUUCAGACGGCCAGGGCAUGAGUCGAGUAGCGGCCAUGUCACUCAACUCCAUCGUGGCCGCGGCCGGGAACAUCGCCAGGACCAUCGAUCGCUCCGUCUUCAAGCCCAUCGUCCAGAUCUCCGUGAUCGACAGGUCCGAGUCGUCAGACUGCCACCUGCUCGCUGUCACUCACGCAGGGGUGCGGCUGUACUUCAGCACCGCCCCCUUCGCCCUGCCCCACCAGAAGCAGGCGGCCGGGCGGCCCAGCCUGCUGGCUCUGGUCCACGUCCGGCUCCCCCCCGGUUUCUCCGCUUCCUCCACCAUGCAGAAGCCUGCCAAGGUGCACAAGGCUCUCCACAGCAAAGGAGUGCUGCUGAUGGCGGCUGCGGACACGGAGGACAGUGACAUCCUGUGGUGCGUCAACCACGACUCGUUCCCCUUCAAGAAGCCCCUGAUGGAGGCCCAGACGAUGUCGGCUGUGGAUGGCCACUCCUGGGCUCUGUGUGCCAUCAGCGAGGAGCCCGCCCCCCGUAUCUGCACCCCCCUGAACAGGGACCACAUCCCCCUCACAGACCCCCCCGUGGUGGUGCAGCAGCACAGCGUUCCUCCACAGAAGUUCGUCCUCCUCUCAGCCAAGGGCAGUCACAUCUUUCACAAGCUGAGGCCUGUGGACCAGCUGCGCCACCUGCUGGUGAGCGGCGCCGGAGGGGAGAGCGACGAGAUGGAGCGCUUCUUCAAGCUGCACAGGGAGGAGCAGGCGUGUGCCACAGCUCUGAUCCUGGCCUGCUCCAGCGCUGCCUGUGACAGGGAGGUGUCCCUCUGGGCCACCAGAGCCUUCUUCAGGUACGGUGGAGAGGCUCAGAUGAGGUUUCCCACCGCCCUCUCAGCUCCCAGCAACGUUGGUCCUCUCAUGGGUUCUCCUGUCCCAGGAUCCCCUGUUCCUGUGGGCAGUCCCUUCCAUAACCCCAGCUUCCUAGCCACGCCUGCCCCAGGUAUGAUGCCUCCCAGUAUGUCCACGCCCUUCAUCUCGGCCCUGCCCAUGCCGUCAGGCUCCGCCCCCAUGUCGUCAGGCCCGGAGGUGGUGUUCUCUGGGAAGCACAACGGCAUCAGCAUCUACUUCACCCGUGUCCUGGGGAACAUCUGGGAUGGUAGUCUGGCUGUGGAGAAGACGGUCUCUAAAGGAGACCAGACUGUCAGCAUGUUGGAUAGUACAGUCAGCUCCUCAGAUCUGGAGUCGGUGCUUCUGGAGCUACGAGGCCUCAAGGACUUCCUGGACAAGAACGCCCAGUUCAGCCCCUCCUCUCUGGGGGCCCCCAGCUUCAGCUCCCCGGCCCACCUGCAGCAGCGUCUGCUGGGCUUCAUGCGUCCGGACGGGGCCACCUCGCAGCAGGUCCAGCAGGAGCUCCAGAGGAAGUACCACACCGAGGCCCAGGCCUAUGAGAAGAUCUCCCUGCAGGGCAUCCAGCAGCUGGUGCAUCGCUCCUGUCAGACCCUGGCCCUCUGGAAGCUUCUGUGUGACCACCAGUUCAGCCUGGUCCUGUCUGAACUGCCCAAGGAUCUCCAGGAGCAGAUGAAAGCUGUGAGCUUCAGGGACCUGGUGACCCGGGGUCGGGAGCUGACCGGCGCCCUCAUCACUGCCCUGGUCAGCGUCUACAUCAAGGACAGCGCCUCGGUGGACGCAGUCAGCAGCCACCUGCGGGACGUCUGCCCCCUGCUGUACAGCAGCGACGACAGCGUCUGCGCCAAGGCUAAUGAGCUGCUGCAGGGAUCCAGGCAGGUGCAGAACAAGGCUGAUAAGGAGCGCACUCUGAGAGAGUCUCUGCGUCUCUACCAGCAGAUCAGCUACCACACUGACCUGACCCUGGUGUGCUCCCAGUACAGGCAGGUGCGUUUCUACGAGGGCGUUCUGGAGCUGGGCCUGACGGCAGCAGAGAAGAAGGACCCCCAGAGGCUCGGCCCUCACUUCUACAAGAACGGAGAACCAGAGGAGGACCAGGCGGGCCAGCAGGCCUUCCAGGAGAGGCUGUCGUGUUACAAGUGCAUCACAGACACCAUGCAGGAGCUGGUGACCCAGAGCAAGGCUGCUCCCCAGUCCCCCAGCGUCCCCAAGCAGCCUGGGCCCCCAGUCAUGACCUCCGACCCCAACAUGCUCAGCAACGAGGAUGCCACCGCCCACUUGGAGCAGAUGCUUAGCCUGGCCCAGAGGUCCCAUGAUGAGCUGUUCCACAUAGCCCUGUACAACUGGCUGAUCCAGGCCGACCUCACAGACAAGCUGCUGGAGGUGAACUCCCCCUACCUGGAGGAGCACCUGAUGCGUGUGGUGAAGCAGGACCAGGGCCAGGUGAGGAACAUGGACAUGCUGUGGCGCUACUACGAGAAGAGCCGCAGCUUCGGCAAGGCUGCCCACGUCCUGGCGCGCCUGGCUGACAUGCACAGUACGGAGAUCUCUCUGAAGCAGAGGCUGGAGUACAUCUCCAGAGCCAUCCUGUCUGCCAAGAGCUCCUCCUGCAUCUCCACCCAGGGAGCCAACGGGGAGUUCCUCCACGAGCUGGAGGAGAAGAUGGAGGUGGUGAGGAUCCAGCUCCAGAUCCAGGACACCCUCAGCAGGCAGUACUCCCACCACCCCUCCGUGCAGGGCGCCGUCGCCCAGCUCGACUCCCAGCUCAUGGACAUCACCAAGCUGUAUGGGGAGUUUGCGGACCACUUCAGGUUGUCUGAAUGCAAGCUGGCCAUCAUCCACUGUGCUGGUCACUCUGACCCCAUCCUGGUCCACUCCCUGUGGCAGGAGAUCAUGGAGAAAGAGCUGGGCGACAGCUUGGCCAUGAGCCCAGCGGACAGGAUGAGAGCUCUGAGUCUCAAACUGGUCUCACUGGGGAAGGUCUACGCUGGCACGCCCAGAUACUUCCCCCUAGAAUUCCUGGUGAAGUUCCUAGAGCAGGAAGUGUGUCGUCUGAACUGGGACGUGGGCUUCGUGACCUUCACCAUGCAGGAGAUCGGAGUCCAGCUGCCCCACCUGCUGGAGGUCUACGACCAGCUCUUCAAGACACGGGACCCGUGCUGGCAGAGGCUGCAAAAGCCUCUCCACCUGGUGGAGUGCAUCCACAUCCUGCUGUCUGGCUACGUGGACGAGCCCGGCAAGGUGCCCACCUACGACAGGCGCCGGUUCACCAACGUGUGUCUGGACAACAUCUGUGGCUACUUGGUGGAGCUGCAGUCUCUGAGCCCCAACUCCGCCCUGCAGCACACCAUCGGCAACUUCAAAGCCCUGCAGGCCAAGCUGGAGAAGGUUCACUGAACCUCCCCUGUGAGGGAGAGAGAGGAGGGGGGGGAAACUCCCCUGUGAGGGAGAGAGGGGAGGGGGGGACAACUGACUCUUCAGCUGUUUAACACCUGAACACGGAUCAAACCGGCUCAAACUUGUACGGUCCAGAGCUACAAACACGACCUAAAUGAUUCUGUCUCGAGUGUGUCCUGUGUCUUUGGCCUGGCUGUGUGUUUGCCCGGGCUUUAGCUGUGGGUUUAGUAUCUGUCUGAAGAGGAGAACGUGAAGGCCGUCUCUGACGCUGCUGCAGUGGCCUCUAGUGGACACCUGAGGAACUACAUGAGUGACCACCGCCAGCAGUUUUUUUUUUUUUUUUUUUUACACAACCUGACUGACUUCACACAAUUUUUAACUUAUUAUACACAUACAUGCAUUUGUUGUUUUUUGUGUGUGGAACAAAAAGUUAUGAUCCAAUUAGUUUGGAAAACAAUCAUCAACAGAACACACGGUGAACGUGAUUGGUUGCAGACGUGUACUCCCGUCAGAACGUUAGCCAAUGAGAGUAGAGAGACGCUCGAGUAGAAUCUACGCUGUCAAACCAACGUUAUGAAAUACUCUCCGCAGCUGGACAGAACGUGGGUCAGAGACACCCUGUCGGCCUGUCACACUCUGGAAUCUGUGUCUGGACUGAACACACUGUCCAAGCGUGUGACCUGCACUCAUGUUAUUCCCUCCAAAGCACCAAUUAAUUUUCCUCCCUCCCUCCACUCCUUGUUGUGUUUCAACCUUGCCUACUGACAUCUGUUCACAAACAUGUGGGUAAUUAUGUCCCCUUCAGUCCCCGUGAGCCUGAAUCCUCUCUGCUGAUCCAGGCCCAGUCCUAGAGCCAGGUCUGUCUGUUUCCGAUCCCCCCUCUGUCUUUGUGAAGCUGGAUCACAAACGCUGUAGACACAGCUGUACUGUUGGCCCUGCUCAAGGCAUAUUCCAAAAUCUCAACCUUAACUCGACCACAAACAUGAAAGUAUUCUUUUUUUUCUUGAACACGAAUCGGUGUGCGAGUCUGUAGAAACACAGAGUUUGGAUGAAUGUCGUUAUGAUUAGGAUUAUGUAUGUUGUGUUUUGGUGAAGCGAGCCUCGAUCCAGCCUUGCGAGAGGGUGCUGUUUAAAAUAGCUAUACCUAAAUAACGUGGCCUGCGGUUUUUUAUAAAAGCGGUGUUUUUACAUAGUUAUUUCAAAUUGUCUCUUGGUUUCUUUGUUUACAGUUUGUAUUGCAUACUAUUAAAUAACAAACAAUAAAACAUUUUGCAACCUGG
This is a messenger RNA of Osmerus eperlanus (European smelt), 5631 nucleotides long. It is a transcript of the gene nup155, whose product is annotated as nucleoporin 155. Gene Ontology annotation, molecular function: structural constituent of nuclear pore. Gene Ontology annotation, cellular component: nuclear pore; nuclear pore inner ring. The coding region runs from base 185 to 4351 and encodes 1388 amino acids. NCBI's taxonomy places the organism in Eukaryota, Metazoa, Chordata, Actinopteri, Osmeriformes, Osmeridae. The record is from RefSeq and is a predicted model, not a curated record. Gene Ontology annotation, biological process: protein import into nucleus; protein localization to nuclear inner membrane; RNA export from nucleus. The transcript has 35 exons.